AUGAGCGUAGUAGAUACGGAAAAUUCUGAAAACGAAUCCAUGGAAGAUUUUAUUAAAAAAUAUUUACUAGAGGAAGAUUACAAAGAAGAAUUCAAAGAAGAUUACACAGAAGAUGUUUCGUUUUUUACAGGCAAUCCGAGUAACAUAAAAAAAGAUGACUGGAUAUUGGCAAAAUUUGCCACAAAAAAAAGUUUAAAACAUUACGUUGGACAAGUCAUAAGCGUUAAAAAUGAAAUCCCUACAGUGAAAUUCUUAAGAAAAAUAAAAAAUGCCAAAGGCAAGAAAUUAGCGUUCACGUACCCAAAUGUAGAAGACACUUGUGAAAUGAUGCACUUAAAUGACAUAAUUCUAGUAUUACCUCAACCAAAUAUUUCGCGGAGGAGUCAGAUAUUUGAUAUAAAUUUAAGUGAAUAUAAUGUGCAAUAA
Molecule: messenger RNA, 426 nt
Organism: Parnassius apollo (apollo)
Lineage: Eukaryota; Metazoa; Arthropoda; Insecta; Lepidoptera; Papilionidae
Source: the annotation of a GenBank genome assembly